Sclerotinia sclerotiorum 1980 UF-70 is the source of this 735-nucleotide messenger RNA. RefSeq lists its product with no specific name. The record is from RefSeq and is a predicted model, not a curated record. The transcript has 6 exons. NCBI's taxonomy places the organism in Eukaryota, Fungi, Ascomycota, Leotiomycetes, Helotiales, Sclerotiniaceae. The coding region runs from base 1 to 735 and encodes 244 amino acids.
AUGCUUUUCUCAAGAGACUUUAUCACACUUUUGGCAUUCGCCGCCGUUGGUGCAGUAGCUGCACCAGUUGCAGAACCUCAACCAGAAGCUAAAGCGGAUGCUUCUCCAGCAGACUAUGGUGACUAUGGUGACUAUGGUAACUAUGGAAACUAUGGCACAUAUGAGAAAUAUCCAGUUCCUUCUUCCUCAUCCUCCAAGCCUACACCAGCCCCUACUGGAUAUGGUAGCUAUGCCAAUUACGGUGCCUACAAGAACAAGAAAGUUAGAGAAGUUCCAGCAGAAAAACGUGCUGAUUAUGGAAACUAUGGAGAUUACGGUAACUACGUGAACUACCCAGGAGUUCCUUCAACCUCCUCAUCCGCUACACCAACACCAAAACCAACCUCUUCAUCCGUUAAGCCAACACCAACCUCAUCAAGCUCCUCCGUUAAACCAACUACAACCUCAUCUACCGCACCAACUCAAACCGGAUAUGGUUCAUACGCAAACUACGGAGCAUACAAGAACAAGAAAGCACGUGCUCCAGAAGCCGAUCCAGUAGACUAUGGAAACUACGGUGAUUACGGCAACUACGAGAACUACGCUCCAGUGCCCACCACAUCUACCACAUCAACCACCACCACCACCAUCAAAACCUCCACCACAACUGCAACUCCCACCGCAACCGGCUACACCAACUACGGAUCUUACGAUCACUACAAGCGAGUCGCUGCCGAAGCUGAGAUUAUCGCUUAA